AUGGCAAACUCCCAAUUUAUCCAUUUCAUACCAAAGGACCGUCAGACGCAGAUCUUGGAGUUACCAGUGCGAUCCAUAAUUGCCGCGCCGCACAGCCAAAACGCAGGCACAAACCACUGGUGUUUCUACCUCCUGACAUCCGACCAAAGCUCAGUCGCAAUCGAUUGCCAGCCGAGUUACACGAUCCCAAGCACCAUUCUCCCCGGAGGCUCCAAAGCGAUUCUUAUCAUCUCUGAGCUGUCAUGUACCGUGGCCACGGACGCUCUAGCACAGUUCCCUCUCCCUGUGGCUCCUGGUUUGACGGUCAAAGAUGUUUACUCUCUGCUGAUCACCCAUGGAAGUCAUAAAUAUGAGUUUGACUCAAAUGGCGUUGGGUGCAGAUCGUGGAUAACGGAACAGAUCCACCUGCUACAAUGGCAUCAGCUUAUAGUUGAACUUAUCAAGGACGGCUCGUACUCGCAGGUUUCGGCUGCAAUUGCUGCCAUUCGUAAAUUGUGGCCGGAUGAGACUCCCCUGAAACUCGAUCGGGGAGCUUACUACCACUAG
Messenger RNA from Penicillium bovifimosum, 546 nucleotides. RefSeq lists its product as uncharacterized. The transcript has a single exon. The coding region runs from base 1 to 546 and encodes 181 amino acids. The record is from RefSeq and is a predicted model, not a curated record. Lineage: Eukaryota; Fungi; Ascomycota; Eurotiomycetes; Eurotiales; Aspergillaceae.